AUGCUAUCUAGAUUGGUAUGCCUGCGGCAAUUAAGUGCCUUAAAAAAGACGGUUUCACCGACUUUAUAUCAUACGUUGUCUGGUACCAAGAUAGCGAAAUCGAUCAGGGAACAGGCAAAUUCUGAGAUUCAGUCCAUAAGAAAAAACUUUCCAGACUUUGAACCAAAGCUUAAGAUCCUUCAAAUCGGGGCAAAACCGGACUCUUCAACCUAUGUCCGCAUGAAAUUGAAAGCAUCCACCGAAAGUGGUAUUGCUUGUGACGUUGAAAAAAUGCCAGACACUAUAACAGAAGUUGAAUUGCUUAAUAAGAUUGAGCAAAUUAACGACGAUGACUCUAUUCAUGGUUUAUUGAUUCAAUUACCCCUACCAAAAAAUCUUGAUGAGGCAAGAAUAACAAAUGCAGUCUCUUACAAGAAAGAUGUAGACGGCUUCCAUCGCUAUAAUGCAGGUGAGUUGGCUAAAAGAAAUGGGAGUCCAUUUUUUAUUCCAUGCACUCCAAACGGUUGCAUAAAAUUGUUGCAGGAAGCUAAAAUUGAUUUGAAUGGUAAAAAUGCCGUGGUUAUUGGUAGAUCUGAUAUUGUUGGUACUCCCGUCUCUAAUUUAUUGAAAAAUAUGAAUGCUACAGUUACAAUGUGUCACAGUCGUACUAAAAAUAUUCCAGAAAUAUUGUCAACUGCUGAUGUUGUUAUUGCCGCAUGUGGCAUGCCACAAUAUGUCAAGGGCGAAUGGCUCAAGGAGGGUGCUGUAGUGAUUGACGUUGGCAUAAAUUAUAUUCCAGAUAAUACCAAAAAAUCAGGAGUAAAACUUGUUGGUGAUGUUGACUUUGAAUCUGCAAAAAAUAAGUGUUCAUAUAUUACACCAGUUCCUGGUGGAGUUGGACCAAUGACUGUUGCCAUGUUAGUUCAAAAUGUUUUGAGCGCCGCAAAAAGACAAUUGACAGAAUCGGAUAAUAUGCCAAAGAUUGCUCCCCUACCACUUCAUUUGAAGCAGCCUGUACCCUCAGAUAUUGAGAUUUCCAGAAGCCAACAGCCAAAACCUGUUUUGGAAAUAGCAGAAGAGUUGGGUAUUCACAAUCAUGAACUUGAACUCUUUGGUCACUAUAAAGCUAAGGUUUCGCUUUCAAUCUUGAAUAGAUUGCAAGAUCGUGAAAAUGGUAAAUAUGUUUUAGUAGCUGGUAUUACUCCAACACCAUUGGGUGAAGGAAAAUCCACUACAACCUUGGGUCUUGUUCAAGCACUGUCUGCUCACUUGAAUAAGCCCUCUAUUGCCAAUGUGCGUCAACCUUCUAUGGGACCAACGUUUGGAGUUAAAGGUGGUGCUGCAGGUGGUGGUUAUUCUCAAGUUAUUCCAAUGGAUGAAUUCAAUCUACAUUUGACUGGUGAUAUUCACGCAAUUGGCGCUGCCAAUAAUUUAUUGGCUGCUGCUAUAGACACUAGAAUAUUUCAUGAAAAGACACAGAAGAAAACUUCGACUUUCUACAGUAGAUUAGUACCAAAAAAGAAGGGAAAAAGAACUUUUACCAAAUCUAUGUUGAAUAGAUUGAAAAAACUGGGUAUCAACAAACCCAAUCCAGAUGAAUUAACUGAGGAGGAGAUCGAAAAAUUCGCGAGACUAAAUAUUGACCCUGAAACCAUCACCAUCAAGAGGGUUGUCGAUGUCAAUGAUAGAAUGUUGAGACAAAUAACGAUUGGCCAAGCCCCAACAGAAAAGGGACAAACCAGAUCAACUGGUUUUGAUAUCACGGUGGCUUCUGAGUUGAUGGCUAUUCUUGCUUUAUCGAAUGAUCUCAAAGACAUGAGAGGACGUAUUGGUAGAAUCGUGGUUGCUGCAAACUAUGAUGGCGAACCUGUUACCGUCGAAGACAUUGGAUGUGCUGGUGCUUUAACAGCUUUGUUGAAAGACGCCAUCAAACCAAAUCUAAUGCAAUCUUUGGAAGGAACUCCAGUUAUGGUUCAUGCUGGGCCGUUUGCCAAUAUUUCCAUUGGUGCAUCAUCUGUUAUUGCAGACAAAAUUGCCCUAAAGUUGGUUGGUAAGUCUAAGAAAUCUCACGUUCAAAAUCAAGAGGGUGGCUUCGUUGUUACUGAAGCAGGUUUCGACUUCACUAUGGGUGGUGAAAGAUUCUUCAAUAUUAAAUGUCGUGCUUCUGGCUUGACCCCCGAUGCAGUAGUUUUAGUAGCAACCGUUAGAGCACUAAAAUUACACGGUGGUGCACCAGAUGUUAAACCUGGUCAAACGUUACCACUUGCAUAUACAGAAGAAAACGUUGAUUUGGUUGCAAAAGGAGUUGCAAAUUUAUGUAAACAAAUUUCAAAUGCAAGACAAUUUGGCGUUCCGGUUGUUGUUGCUAUCAACAAAUUUGAAACUGAUACUGAAGCAGAAAUUGAAGUAAUUAGAAAGGCGGCGAAGGAAGCGGGCGCAUUUGAUGCCGUUGCAACUAAUCAUUGGGAAAAAGGUGGUGCAGGUGCCAUCGAUUUAGCUAAUGCUGUUGUUAAAGUCACUAAUGAACCAUCUGACUUUAAAUUCUUGUACGAUGUUCAACAAAGCACUGAAAAUAAGUUAGCUACAAUUGUUAAAAAGAUGUAUGGUGGUGCCGAUAUUGAUAUUUUGCCUGAAGCUCAAAAGAAGAUUGACAUGUACAAUAAACAAGGAUUUGGAAAUUUGCCAAUUUGUAUCGCAAAAACUCAAUAUUCUUUGUCUCAUGAUGCAUCUCUGAAAGGUGUGCCAACAGGCUUCACUUUCCCAAUUAGAGAUGUUAGGGCAUCAAUUGGUGCUGGUUAUCUGUACGCCUUGGCAGCAGAGAUUCAAACCAUUCCUGGCCUAUCUACCUAUGCUGGAUACAUGAAUGUUGAAAUUGAUGAUAAUGGUGAAAUCGAGGGUUUAUUUUGA
Messenger RNA from Zygotorulaspora mrakii, 2886 nucleotides. RefSeq names its product trifunctional formate-tetrahydrofolate ligase/methenyltetrahydrofolate cyclohydrolase/methylenetetrahydrofolate dehydrogenase MIS1 (gene MIS1). The transcript has a single exon. Gene Ontology annotation, molecular function: ATP binding; methenyltetrahydrofolate cyclohydrolase activity; methylenetetrahydrofolate dehydrogenase (NADP+) activity. Gene Ontology annotation, biological process: tetrahydrofolate interconversion. The coding region runs from base 1 to 2886 and encodes 961 amino acids. Gene Ontology annotation, cellular component: mitochondrion; cytosol. NCBI's taxonomy places the organism in Eukaryota, Fungi, Ascomycota, Saccharomycetes, Saccharomycetales, Saccharomycetaceae. The record is from RefSeq and is a predicted model, not a curated record.